UGCGACUCAUCAUGCGUGACCCAAAUAGGCCCACUAUGUGUGUCAGAGUCAGAACCGCGUAUUAUUUUGAUCGCAUUCGUUAUCUCUUUUCGAACCUACAUAUCAGAUAAGGCACUUCACGGUGGGAGGAACGCAGCACAAACAAAAAGUGGAAAUUACAGCAGUUCGCACGGAACCAUCCUCGUACAGUGAUGACAAAAGCGGAUGUGUUUCCAUAGAUUUAGUUUGUGAAAAAGUACGGUGUCGGUGUUGGACAGUCGCAGGAUUACAACUCGUUUAUUGUUCGACGCAGAACUAGCGAAGAUGAGCGAUAAGGAUCCCGUCGUCACAGUGAAAGAUCUGCCCAUGACGUUUACCGUGAAAUACUUGGGCAACCAUCCUGCGAAAGGCCUAUGGGGAAUGAAACACACCAGGAAACCCGUCGACUUCCUGGUGGCUCAAGCCAAGAACCUCCCGCCCAACAUCAUCCUCCCCGUAGUCAGAAUAUGCAUCACGAAAGACGGCAUAAGCUACCAAGAGCUAACAGACACGACAGGCAACAGCUCACCUGUCCACUUCCCCGUGGACGUCAUAUCCUACGGCGUCCAAGACCUGGUCUACACCAGGGUGUUCAGCAUGAUCAUCGUCACCGACGACAACUUGGAGAACGGCAUUCCGUUCGUUUGUCACAGUUUCGUGUGCGAGUCCAGGGACCAAGCGAGGAAGAUCACCUACGCGCUGGCGGCGGCUUUCCAGGACUACAGUCGACGGGUUAAGGAAGAAAAUAAGGAUAUGACGAAAGUUAAAAGAUUCGCUAUCGACCUGAGGACUCCGGAAGAGCAAGCCGAGGCGUCCGACGGCGAGACUGACGCUUGACGCUGUUUUCGACUGACACGUCGACUUGGACUUUAAUAUUUGUGAUAUUUUUUAUUGCGGUUCACCCGGUGAAUAUUUGUUCUGGUUCAUUUAUCAGUAUUCAGCACGUUAUUGACACGUGUCGUAUUAACGCGUGUCAACUGUUCCACAUACAGGGUGAUAACUUUUUAAUUGUCCGAUACAGGUAUCUUUUUCAUUUUAAGAGUUACAGAAAUGAUUAAAUGGGCAAAAAUUAUAAUUAUAUUCAAUAUCUUGGUUAUUUAUUUACGAAAAUCCCAUAAAUUAUACGUAGUUAAGAGAAUUUCCUCUUUUUUCUAAUGAGGCAAAAAUUUAAUAUGGUGUUCGUAAGAAAAACAAAAGUUAACUACCGCUCAGCACACAUGUCUAGAGAUACGUCAAAACUGAUUGUAAAAAUCGAUUCUUCACGUCAUUUAAUAUUAGACUACACAUUUUUGUCCAAAAAUCUUGAAAAACAACUGAAAUACGACUAAAAAAAGAAAUAUCGUAAAAUCGGUU
Molecule: messenger RNA, 1371 nt
Organism: Anoplophora glabripennis (Asian longhorned beetle)
Lineage: Eukaryota; Metazoa; Arthropoda; Insecta; Coleoptera; Cerambycidae
Exons: 2
Coding region: 304-855 (183 amino acids)
Source: RefSeq, a predicted model, not a curated record